CAGAACCGCGGCAUCACUUUGGACUUUGGUAGACGGGUGAAUGGAGAACUGGACGGUUGGUACGUACUGAUAUUCAAGUUAUAUAAGGCGAUGCUGCUCCUUGACUCUUUUUUUUGAUCCUCCAUCGAUGGUUCUCAUCCACGUUCAUUAAGCAACAAAUUGAGUUCCUGAACAAAGUCGCCAAGAUGGUUUUUUGGACUGCAUCAAAAGAUACUUUCGAGGUUGGCGGACGAGAGUUUCCACGGAUAACAUGGUACAAGGAACCUGGAAUGCGCGGAGUGUACAUUGCACUUAUGUUUGCAGUCUUGACAUCUGCGACUAAUGGGUACGACGGAUCUAUGAUGAACGGUCUGCAGACGUUAGAUGAAUGGCAAGAGUGUGAGCGAAAGUUCUUCAAAAUUCCCUGAUAAGCGAGCUAAUGAGGUUUCAUAGCCUUUCAUGACCCUGGUUCUGCUGCUCGAGGUCUUCUUAAUGCUAUUAUGUCUGUUGGGUCAAUUGUCGCUCUUCCAAUCACUCCUUAUAUCGCCGAUGGCUUGGGCAGAAGAGCUGGUGUAAUGACGGGUUGCAUUAUUAUGAUUAUUGGUGUGGUUCUUCAAUCGGUUGGUGUCAACCUUGAUAUGUUUAUCGCCGCGAGAUUUCUCAUCGGAUUCGGAGUUUCAAUUGCACACGGUGCCGCGCCUCUACUCAUCACAGAGCUUACUCACCCUCAACAUCGAGCUAUCUUCACAACUAUCUAUAACAGUACUUGGUAUUUCGGCAGUAUUGUAGCAGCUUGGCUCACAUACGGGACGCAAAGUAUUCCAUCCGCUUGGGCAUGGAGAGUUCCAUCAAUGGUUCAAGCAGCCCCCUCUGUCAUCCAACUUGUCGCUAUCUGGUAAGAACUCCCAACUUUUUGAUAUUAGUGUCUGCCAUUGGCUAAAAAAAUGUAGGAUUGUUCCAGAAUCACCUCGUUAUUUGAUUGCCAAAGGCCAGGGCGAAAAAGCUUUGAAAAUUUUGGCGAAAACUCACGCAAGAGGAAACGUCGACGACGAGUUGGUCCAGAUUGAAUUUCAGGAAAUUUCAGACACUCUCAAACUCGAGCAAGAAUUCGAAUCUAACGGAUGGACUGAGCUCUUCAAAACCAAGGGUAACCGCCGUCGUGCACUCAUCCUCAUCUCGUUAGGGUUUUUCUCCCAGUGGUCUGGUAACGGUCUCGUCUCAUACUACAUUGGAGAUGUUCUGAAGGGUGCGGGUGUCACUUCUCAGAAGCUUCAACUGGAAAUCAAUGGCAUUCUCAAUAUUAUCAACUUCAUCGUUGCUCUCACGGCUUGUUUCUUCAUCGAUAAACUUGGACGUCGCCCUCUCUUCUUGUUCUCUACAGGCGGCAUGCUUGUCGCUUUCUGUGCCUGGACCAUCUGCGCAGCUCAGUUUGUCAGAACAUCAGUCAAGGCUGCUAGUUAUGCGGAGAUAUUCUUUAUAUUCUUGUAUUAUGUCUUCUAUAACUCAGCGUGGUCGGGGCUCUUGGUUGGGUAUGGUGUUGAAAUAUUGCCAUACAAGAUUCGUGCCAAGGUGUGUAUUUUCUCCCUCUUUUCAAGGUAUCUUUUGGCUCAGAAAAGUACUAACAAGAAUUGUAGGGUAUUACUCUUUUGUUCUUCGCCGUGGAUCUUGCACUUUUCUUCAACUCAUAUGUCAACCCCGUUGCUCUCGAUGCCCUCGGCUGGAAAUACUACAUCGUCUACGACGUCUGGCUCGCAUUUGAGCUUGGUGUCGUCUACUUCUUCUUCGUUGAGACCCAAAAUACCCCACUUGAGGAAAUUGUCAAGUACUUUGAUGGUGAAGAUGCUCUCUUGGGUGGUACCCUUGCAACAGAGAGAGCGAAACAACUGCUGGUUGAGGAAGGAAAUAAUGAAAAACAUGGUGCGAUACACCUGGAGCAGCGUGAAUUAUCGAGUCAAGAAGGCGAUACUCCUAAAAAUGGGAAGGCUGCUUGAGAGGCCGUCAUGCAAAAGGUUUUCUGUGGCAUUUUUCGGGGGUAUUCUGAAAGUCGUGGGCUCGCAAAUACCUACUGGCUAGACUUUCUAGAUUUUAGACAUGGUACUUAGCCUGAAAGUAAUUUGACAAUACAAGAGAGAAAGAAU
Hymenoscyphus albidus is the source of this 2117-nucleotide messenger RNA. The record is from the annotation of a GenBank genome assembly. Lineage: Eukaryota; Fungi; Ascomycota; Leotiomycetes; Helotiales; Helotiaceae.